This is a messenger RNA of Abrus precatorius (Indian licorice), 1795 nucleotides long. RefSeq names its product probable protein phosphatase 2C 80. The transcript is spliced from 5 exons. NCBI's taxonomy places the organism in Eukaryota, Viridiplantae, Streptophyta, Magnoliopsida, Fabales, Fabaceae. The record is from RefSeq and is a predicted model, not a curated record. Bases 280 to 1617 code for a protein of 445 amino acids.
GAGCGCGAGAAUUAAGAUUUUGAUAGCGUCAAAUUUCAACUCCAUGAUCCAUAUUCCCACACUUUUUAGGUUUUAAGGAGGUAGGCGCAACUCACACAUCUACACAGGGAAAACUCUUAACAGCUCCGAAAAUUUUCAACAUAAAUUGCGGGCUUUCAUAACCGAAUCUGGGUGCAGUUCAAUUCUCGUGACAAAGUGGAAUGCGCUUUUUUAAUUUAAAAAACAUUUAGUGUUCCACGUUUUUUUUUUUUUCAAAGGGGAACUGAGUAAAGGAUUAAGAUGAUACCUGGCAUUGUCUCAAGGCUGAAUGCUACUAUUCACUGUCGCAUUCGAGAAGCAAUAACAAGACAACAAGGAAUGCGAACAUCCUUGUACAGGAAUUCAGCUGUGUCUCUUUCUUCACUGCAUUCAACUUCCUUUUUGUCUGGUUCGAUUCAUUGCUCUUUAAGCCACAUGUUCAAUACAAAAUCAAUGGCUACUUCACCUUCCAAUGCUGUGGUGGGAGAUGUUUAUGUUGAUGAUUUGAUCUCACGUUGCGGCAGUGUGCUAGAUUUCACAAAGCCCGCUGUUGUGUACUUGAAAGAAAGAACUCAUAAAGGUCGGCUGAGAGCUAGUAUGAAUCUAAGGAUAUCACAACCUUUGUAUGGUCCUUUGAGUUUUGGGUGUUCCACUUUUGAUGCUAAUUGGAGGAUCCGGAAUUCGAGUUUGCUUCAUGGACCAUGGCUCAAGAAUUUAUCUUCCUCUUAUUCUGCUUGCUACUCAGCCCGGGCUGCACAUGAUGUCUCAUUUGAUGGCUGCCCUUCGGAUGAACAGUUUGUGAAUUCGUCUUUUUCCCCUGACAUAACUACUGUUGGUGGCAAGGCCUUAAAGAUGUAUUCAGGAUCUUGUUACCUACCGCAUCCAGAUAAGGAGGAGACAGGAGGAGAGGAUGCUCAUUUUAUUUGCACAGAUGAACAAGCAAUUGGUGUUGCUGAUGGUGUAGGUGGCUGGGCAGAUGUUGGCGUUAAUGCAGGACUGUUUGCCCGGGAACUUAUAUCCAAUUCAGUAAGAGCAAUUCAAGAGGAGCCUGAAGGUUCUUUUGAUCCAACGAGGGUGUUAGAGAAAGCUCACUCAAAUACAAAGGCCAAUGGUUCAUCAACGGCUUGUAUCAUUGCCCUCACCCAUAAGGGACUACAUGCUAUUAAUUUGGGUGACAGUGGAUUUAUUGUGGUUAGAGAUGGAUGCACCAUUUUCAGGUCCCCUGUUCAACAGCAUAACUUCAAUUUCACAUAUCAAUUGGAGAGUGGCAAUAAUGGAGGUGAUCUCCCCAGCUCUGGUGAGGUUUUCACUAUACCUGUUGCUCCAGGAGAUGUUGUUAUUGCUGGAACAGAUGGUUUAUUUGAUAACUUGUACAACAAUGAGAUAAUUGCAGUUGUUGUACCUGCAGUUAGAGCUGGACUAGAACCCCAAGUAACUGCUCAGAAAAUAGCAGCACUGGCUCGUCAGCGAGCGAUGGACAGGGAUAGGCAAACACCGUUUUCUACGGCUGCUCAGGAAGCCGGAUUCCUUUUUUAUGGCGGCAAACUUGAUGACAUAACAGUUGUUGUGUCUUACAUAUCCAGCUCAAUCAGUGAAUGAGUAUUUUUUUGCUGUGAUCAUUUUGUAUAUUCAUAUUUGUUUUUCAGUUGAUAUGCUACUGCACCUGUUUGUCAUUUUUUAACUUCAAUGACUCACUCAAGAGUCAAGACGCUGAUGAGUAAUUUUUUCUUUACAUAAAAGGGGGUCAUUGUUGCUUUACUUCCUUUGUUAGAAUUUG